Molecule: messenger RNA, 1371 nt
Organism: Lotus japonicus
Lineage: Eukaryota; Viridiplantae; Streptophyta; Magnoliopsida; Fabales; Fabaceae
Exons: 3
Coding region: 1-1371 (456 amino acids)
Source: RefSeq, a predicted model, not a curated record
AUGCAUGGUAUUAAAAUUGCUCGUUCUGCACCUACCAUUUCCCAUCUUUUGUUUGCAGACGAUAAUAUUGUGUUUUCCCGUGCUGAUGUUCGUGAAUCAGAAUGCGUGAGAACCAUUUUGCGGACCUAUGAACUAGCAUCGGGUCAAGUGAUAAAUUUAGAUAAAUCAAUGCUUUCAGUUAGCCAAGAUGUGCCAUAUAAUUGUUUUCAUGAGCUUACACAGCUGUUGAGAGUAAAGGCAGUAGAAAAUUUUGAUAAAUAUCUGGAUAUUGACAGUAUGAUUGCUCGCUUCUUUUGGGGCGGUGAUGUGUCUCGACGGGGACUACACUGGACAAAGUGGGAGAAUCUUUGUAAAAAUAAGUGUGAUGGAGGUCUUGGUUUUAGGGACUUCCGAGCUUUUAAUGAGGCACUAGUGGCAAAAAAUUGGUGGAGAUUAUAUAUGUACCCGGAUUCUUUGUUGGAUGGGUCCUCACUAGUUUAUAGACAGGAUGCCAUUGAAAGUCUAGGAUUGGAAAAGGUGGCAGAUUUAGUGGUUAAUGGAAGCUGGAAUACAGAGUUAUUGGAUGAGGUUUUUAGCCCUCUAACAGUCCAGAAAAUUAUGGCAAUUCCCCUUUCAAUCCAAAGUAACUUGGACGUUCUUUAUUGGCAUGGAACCUCUAAUAGUAUUUAUGAAUGUAAAUCUGGUUACAAUUAUAUCAGGAGCUUGGUAACUCGAGAGGAGGCUUCUAGUUCCUCACGUCCGCUGCUGUCCGCUAGUCAUUGGCGCUGGUUCUGGUCUAGCCCAACUCUUCCACGGUGCAAGGAUGUAGCGUGGCGAGCGGUGCAAAAUUUUCUCCCGGUGAGAGGUGAGUUGGCAAGGCGCGGAAUGCACCUGGACCCUUGUUGUGCUUUAUGUGAAUCAGAGAUAGAAACGUGUGAACAUCUGUUCUUGAAAUGUCCAGCGGUUGAAAGAGUGUGGUUUGCUUCAGACAUGGCAAUGAGGAAGGAAAAUUUCAGCUCCAUGCAUGCGUUGAUGGCUGCGGUUCUUGAAGAGGAUGAUGAUGACUUCACAGCAGCGGUCCAGCGGCUGAUUUACGUCACUUGGGAAGCCCGCAACUCCUUGGUUUUCAAUGGUCGACGCUUGGAGGUGGUGGACGUGCUUCGUCGAGCUGCCACGCUCAUGCCAUGGAAUGAUGGAGUUCAAGUUUCAGGUCCAGCCACGGGUUCAAGCUGUGCAUCUUGGAAGAGGCCAGAGAUAGGAGUUAUUAAACUUAAUUUUGAUGCUUCAAUUAAGAAUGGUCAGCUUUGGUAUAGUGGCAAGAGACUCAAAUGGGGAGGUUUUAGGGGAUGCUGCUUUAUACCCCGUAAAUGCUCCUUCUCCUUUGCUUGGUGA